Messenger RNA from Durio zibethinus, 534 nucleotides. Lineage: Eukaryota; Viridiplantae; Streptophyta; Magnoliopsida; Malvales; Malvaceae. The record is from RefSeq and is a predicted model, not a curated record.
AUGACGAGAAAAAAAAUUCAGAUCAAGAAGAUUGACAACAUAGCGGCAAGACAGGUGACUUUCUCAAAGAGGAGAAUAGGACUUUUCAAUAAAGCUCAUGAGCUUUCCACUCUUUGCGAUGCUGAGAUAGCUCUUCUAGUCUUUUCACCCAUUGGAAAGCUCUUUGAGUACUCCAACACAAGGUUGAAAUAUCUGCCUGCUGUUCCAUUUAAUGUGCUGAAUCCAUAUCUUAUGACUGAUAUGCUAUCUUACAAGAAGUUAAUAUCUGCUAUCUUACAAGAAGUUGAUGCUUUCCAUAUAUCUUUGCCAUGCAACUUAGAACACAACACUGAUAUUUUACCUUUCAUUUUUCUAUUUAAGGUGAAAGGUGAUCUUUCAAGAGAAAUCAGUCUUUCAUCUAACAUAUUGUUAGAAACCUUCAUAUUACAAUCAAUUAUCAAGAUACCUACAAUAUUAAACGACUACACCUUAUAUUUCACCACAAUUAAGACUUGCAAAUUGCUAUCUCAAGAGAAGUACUUAAACCUAGAGUAA